Messenger RNA from Anguilla anguilla (European eel), 2075 nucleotides. It is a transcript of the gene slc10a2, whose product is annotated as solute carrier family 10 member 2. Gene Ontology annotation, biological process: bile acid and bile salt transport. The coding region runs from base 268 to 1374 and encodes 368 amino acids. NCBI's taxonomy places the organism in Eukaryota, Metazoa, Chordata, Actinopteri, Anguilliformes, Anguillidae. Gene Ontology annotation, molecular function: bile acid:sodium symporter activity. The record is from RefSeq and is a predicted model, not a curated record. The transcript has 6 exons. Gene Ontology annotation, cellular component: apical plasma membrane.
UUCCCUGUGUAAGUUUGUCACCAGCCUCAUAAAACCAUGUGUGCAGGUUAAUUUUUUCUCUCAGAAUUCUCCCUGUCCUCGGUCAGGUGGGUAUUAAAAGGCAUUGGUUCACUGAGAGGGAGCCCAGUGUGCUGCUUGUUACUGUAAGUGACAGAAGCUGGUAGACGCGAGAGUCUUCUGGAGAAGUCCUGCACAUUUUGGGAACACUCCGUCGCCAACUUCCUUCAGUUGGAUUCUACCUCCCAGGCUCAGACUCCCGGCUCCACCAUGUCCGCCCUUGCCUCCUCCUCCGCGGUUCUCCCUCCCUCCUGCUCCUCCAACGCCACCCUGUGUUCGGGCACCUCCUGCCUGGUCCCUCCCAGCAACUUCAACGAGAUCCUGAGCGUGGUCCUGAGCGCCGUGCUCACGGUCAUGCUGGCCAUGGUCAUGUUCGCCAUGGGCUGCACCGUGGACAUCUACAAGCUGUGGGGCCACAUCCGGAGGCCCUGGGGUAUCUUCGUGGGCUUCCUGUGCCAGUUCGGCAUCAUGCCCUUCACCGCCUUCGCCCUGUCCCUGGCCUUCAACGUGUUGCCCAUCCAGGCUGUGGCCAUCCUCAUCAUGGGCUGCUGCCCUGGCGGGUCCAGCUCCAACAUCCUGGCCUACUGGCUGGACGGGGACAUGGAUCUCAGUAUCAGUAUGACAACCUGCUCCUCCAUACUGGCCAUGGGAAUGAUGCCUCUGUGCCUGCUCAUCUACACCUCCGUCUGGACUUCUGCAGACACCAUCCAGAUCCCCUAUGAGAGCAUAGGUAUCACUCUGGUAUCUCUCCUGAUCCCUGUCGCGUUAGGGAUCUACGUCAAGAAUCGGUGGCCCUCAGCCGCAAAGAAGAUCCUCCAGGUGGGCUCCAUCAUGGGCAUUGCCCUCAUCGUCAUUAUCGCGGUGGUGGGUGGGGUUCUGUACCAGUCCUCUUGGGUCAUCUCCCCCUACCUCUGGGUCAUCGGCGCCAUCUACCCCGUGAUAGGCUUCGGCCUGGGCUUCCUGCUGGCCCGCUUUGUAGGGCAGCCAUAUUACAGGUGUCGCACCAUCGCCUUGGAGACGGGCUUCCAGAAUGCGCAGCUCUGCAGCACCAUCAUCCAGCUGUCCUUCUCUCCUGAGGAGCUGGAGGUCAUGUUCAGUUUCCCGCUCAUCUACAGCAUCUUCCAGCUGGUGGUUGCCGUGGGAUCAGUAGGAGCCUACCAGUUGUACAAGAAGCACUGCCGGAAGGCGUCGCCCCUUGAAGACUGCGAAGGGGCGGAGCCCAGUGACGGAGAGGAGAAGAAGGAGCACGCUCUGGAGAACGGCGGGUUCCAGUGCGACGAGAACGGCAACUUAGACGGCAAGUUCACCCCGCUGUGAAUGCGUGAAGACCACGCACGUCUCAAAAAUGCACCUGAUUGGAGCACAGGCACCUUAUGCCCUGACCCCUGCAGGCCACUCUCAUGUACUGCCAUUUCAACUGACCAAUAAGUGCAGGGUUUUUGUGGACAUUUCUCCAAAAAAAAAAGACUUAGCUGAAAUUGAUGCAGAGUAACAAACAGACGCAUCAACUAACUGGCAUUUGUGUUCCAUCCUGGUCCAUGGACACUCUGGCCUUUGAGAAGACCUGACAGAGUGAAAAGUUUGAGGGAGAGCUGUUUGGUUGCCACACAAGUCCAUCGCACUCACUCUUCCUUGAUGUUGUGUGCUGGAUUAGAGUUAGGAAGACUCUCAUAAACUAGUGGGACAAUGGCAAGUGGAAUUUUUAAAACGGCAAUUUUCAUAAUAUAUACUUGUAAAAACAAAACUAAUUUAUUAUGUUUACAUGCCGUCUGCAUAUAAAUAUAAAAUAAAAUUGUGAUUAUUACAGAUAACUCUAUAUGUAAUAACCACAUAAUUGUAUGUCUUAUUGGAGGUUUCAAUUCAUGAGCAUUGUAAUAUUUGUCAUAUGUAUAUUUAUUGUGUAUUAAUUAUUAAUCACAAAGUUAAAUAUGAAGUUUUAUAGUUAUUUCCAUCAGUUUGAUGAGUUUAAACGGUCUAAAUUUUGUUCAUGUUUUCCAAAAUAAUAAAUCUAUAUUCAU